This is a messenger RNA of Lachancea thermotolerans CBS 6340, 327 nucleotides long. It is a transcript of the gene PET191, whose product is annotated as Pet191p. Lineage: Eukaryota; Fungi; Ascomycota; Saccharomycetes; Saccharomycetales; Saccharomycetaceae. The record is from RefSeq and is a predicted model, not a curated record. The coding region runs from base 1 to 327 and encodes 108 amino acids. Gene Ontology annotation, cellular component: mitochondrion. The transcript has a single exon. Gene Ontology annotation, biological process: mitochondrial respiratory chain complex IV assembly.
AUGGGAGCGAGUUGUAAUGAUCAGCGCAAGGCUGUGGCCGUGUGUUUACAGCGGUCUCCUUGUGUUUUGAUUCAACGGAACACUCCUAAAAAGUGCUUAGAGGAUCCAGAACUGAGUAAAGAUUUACCAGAACUUUGUAUGGCCCAGAUGAAAGCAUUCUUGGAGUGCAAGCGGGGAAUGGUGGAUAUGACAAAACGCUUCAGAGGAAAUGGGGCACUAUCAACAGGGAAAUACGAUCAGCAAUAUGAAAACUUGUCGACCGGACAUUUUGACGCGAGAGAGGAGCUGAGAAAACUGGAGGUUUUGAGCAGCCAGAACAAGAAGUGA